Drosophila nasuta is the source of this 507-nucleotide messenger RNA. RefSeq names its product dynein light chain roadblock (gene robl). The transcript has 3 exons. Bases 93 to 386 code for a protein of 97 amino acids. Gene Ontology annotation, cellular component: cytoplasmic dynein complex. Gene Ontology annotation, biological process: microtubule-based movement. Lineage: Eukaryota; Metazoa; Arthropoda; Insecta; Diptera; Drosophilidae. The record is from RefSeq and is a predicted model, not a curated record.
UUUUCGCCAUAUCGACAUUUGGUCACACAGCUUUAUCGAACAAACAAACUUUAUAUUUUUUGCAAAAUUGUUAAGCUAAAUUUGUAGUCAUUAUGUCGCAAGAAGUCGAAGAAACGCUCAAACGAAUUCAAAGUCACAAAGGCGUCGUUGGCACAAUUGUCGUCAAUAAUGAAGGUAUUCCAGUGAAGUCAACACUAGACAAUACGACGACCGUACAAUACGCUGGAUUGAUGAGUCAGCUGGCAGAUAAGGCUCGCAGUGUGGUGCGUGAUCUGGAUCCAUCUAACGAUAUGACAUUCCUACGAGUCCGUUCCAAGAAGCACGAAAUUAUGGUCGCUCCCGACAAGGACUUUAUUCUUAUUGUUAUUCAAAAUCCAACAGAUUAAAUCCAUACUCAUAAUGAAGGCUAUAUGAAGUGCAGUGAUUUUCGUAUCCCUUUAAUGUAUUUAUUGUACGAUGUAUGGGAGGACAAUUUUAACUUAACAAGUAAAUAAUUUACAAAAGGCA